This is a messenger RNA of Hirundo rustica (Barn swallow), 837 nucleotides long. Its product is annotated as deoxyribonuclease-1-like 2. The record is from RefSeq and is a predicted model, not a curated record. Bases 1 to 837 code for a protein of 278 amino acids. The transcript has 8 exons. Lineage: Eukaryota; Metazoa; Chordata; Aves; Passeriformes; Hirundinidae. Gene Ontology annotation, biological process: DNA catabolic process. Gene Ontology annotation, molecular function: DNA nuclease activity. Gene Ontology annotation, cellular component: nucleus.
AUGGGGACUGUGACACUGGGAUUGUCCCUGCUGGCUGUGGCUCUCCUGUGCCCUGCCACUGCCACGCUGCGCAUCGGCGCCUUCAACAUCCAGGCCUUCGGUGACACGAAGAUGUCCAACAAGGAAGUGGCAGAGAUCAUCAUCAACGUCCUGCUCCGCUACGACGUGGUGCUGGUGCAGGAGGUGCGCGACUCCGACCUCAGCGCCGUCACCGAGCUCAUGGAGCAGCUCAACAGCGCAUCCACAUCCUCAUACGACUACGAGAUCAGUGGUCCCCUGGGACGGGAGAACUACAAGGAGAUGUACCUGUUUAUCUACAGGACAGACGUCGUGUCUGUGGUGGACACCUACCAAUAUGAGGACCCCCAGGAUGUCUUCAGCCGGGAGCCAUUCAUCCUGAGGGUUUCAGUACCCAGCACCAAGGUGAAGGAGUUUGUCCUGGUGCCCCUGCACUCAGCCCCACAUGACGCUGUCGCUGAGAUUGAUGCACUCUACGACGUCUACCUGGCCAUCAUCAACAAGUGGGGGACUGAUAACAUGAUGUUCCUGGGGGACUUCAAUGCCGACUGCUCCUACGUCCAGCCCAGCGACUGGUCAUCCAUCCGCCUGCGCACCAGCGACGUCUUCAAGUGGCUGAUCCCCGACAGCGCCGACACCACCGUGGGCAAGUCAGACUGUGCCUAUGACAGGAUCGUGGUGUGUGGCAACAAGCUGAGGAGGAGCAUCGUGUCCAACUCAGCUGGUAUCUACAAUUUCCAGCGCGCUUUCCGGUUGGACCAGGAGGAGGCCCUGGCAGUCAGUGACCACUACCCGGUCGAGGUGAAGCUGGCAGCCUGA